Carlito syrichta (Philippine tarsier) is the source of this 2246-nucleotide messenger RNA. It is a transcript of the gene ARHGEF25, whose product is annotated as Rho guanine nucleotide exchange factor 25. Gene Ontology annotation, molecular function: guanyl-nucleotide exchange factor activity. The record is from RefSeq and is a predicted model, not a curated record. The transcript is spliced from 16 exons. NCBI's taxonomy places the organism in Eukaryota, Metazoa, Chordata, Mammalia, Primates, Tarsiidae. The coding region runs from base 38 to 1894 and encodes 618 amino acids. Gene Ontology annotation, cellular component: plasma membrane; cytoplasm. Gene Ontology annotation, biological process: axon guidance.
CUCAGCCCUGAAGCUUGGAGCAGGGUAGGGGUCCAGCAUGAAGCCCCCGGACCGCCCCGCCCCUGGCCGCACUGACCGGAUACUAGGGGUCAUGGGGGGCAUGCUGCGCGCAUGCGCCCUCCCCGGGCAGGAGGGGCCCCCGAAGAGAAGCCCCCUAGGGCCGGGGGGUCCCGAUCCAGAGUCCGACUGCACGGAGGGAGAUCAGAGAGGGGAUCGCGAGCGGGAGGUCCUCGCCUGGGCCCCGCAGCCCGAAUCCUAUUCCAUUGCUGGCAGUGAGGGGAGUAUAUCGGCUUCCGCUGCCUCCGGUCUGGCUGCUCCUUCUGGCCCCAGCUCCGGCCUCAGCUCUCGCCCCUGCUCCCCGGGCCCCCCAGGGCCAGUCAGUGGCCUGAGGAGAUGGCUGGAUCAUUCCAAACAUUGUCUCAGUGUGGAAACGGAGGCAGACGGCGGUCAAGCAGGGCCAUGUGAGAACUGGAUGCUAGAGUCAGCUCUAGCCACAGGAGAGGAGCUGCCAGAACUCACCUUGCUGACCACAUUGCUGGAGGGCCCAGGAGAGAAGACACAGCUACCUGAAGAGGAGACUUUGUCCCAAGCCCCCGAGAGUGAGGAGGAACAUAAGAAGAAGGCUCUGGAAAGGAGUAUGUAUGUCCUGAGCGAACUGGUAGAAACAGAGAAAAUGUACGUGGACGACUUGGGGCAGAUUGUGGAGGGUUACAUAGCCACCAUGGCUGCUCAGGGGGUCCCCGAGAGUCUUCGAGGCCGUGACAGGAUUGUGUUUGGGAACAUCCAGCAAAUCUAUGAGUGGCACCGAGACUAUUUCCUGCAGGAGCUACAGCGAUGCUUGAAAGAUCCUGAUUGGCUGGCUCAGCUAUUCAUCAAACACGAGCGCAGGCUGCAUAUGUACGUGGUGUACUGUCAGAACAAGCCCAAGUCAGAGCACGUGGUGUCAGAGUUUGGGGACAGCUACUUUGAGGAGCUCCGACAGCAGCUGGGGCACCGCCUGCAGCUCAAUGACCUCCUCAUCAAACCUGUGCAGCGGAUCAUGAAAUACCAGCUGCUGCUCAAGGAUUUUCUCAAGUAUUACAGUAGAGCCGGGAAGGACACCGAGGAACUGGAGCAAGCUGUGGAGGUCAUGUGCUUCGUGCCCAAGCGCUGUAAUGACAUGAUGACCCUGGGGAGACUGCGGGGAUUUGAGGGCAAACUGACUGCUCAGGGGAAACUCUUGGGCCAGGACACAUUCUGGGUGACGGAACCUGAGGCUGGGGGGCUGCUCUCUUCCCGGGGUCGAGAGAGGCGGGUCUUCCUCUUUGAGCAAAUCAUUAUCUUCAGCGAGGCCCUGGGAGGAGGAGUGCGAGGUGGAACGCAGCCUGCAUAUGUGUACAAGAGCAGCAUUAAGGUGAGCCGCCUAGGACUGGAGGGGAACCUCCAAGGUGACCCCUGCCGCUUUGCACUGACCUCCAGAGGGCCGGAGGGUGGGAUCCAGCGCUACGUCCUGCAGGCUGCAGACCCUGCCAUCAGCCAGGCCUGGAUCAAGCAAGUGGCUCAGAUCCUGGAGAGCCAGAGGGACUUUCUCAACGCACUGCAGUCACCCAUUGAGUACCAGAGACGAGAGAGCCAGACCAACAGCCUGGGACGGCCAGGAGGGCCUGGGGUUGGGAGCCCUGGGAAAAUGAGGCCGGGAGAUCGGGCCCAGGGCAGCACAUACGCCCCCAUCAACGGCUCUCUCCCCGCCCUACUGCUGUUACCAAAAGGGGAGGUGGCCAGAGCCCCCCGGCCCCUGGACACACAGGCUCUCAGUGACGUCCCCCAGGCACCUCCUGACUCUCCUCCAAUCCCAACUCCAAAGACCCCUCCCUGCCAGGCCAGACUUGCCAAGCUGGAUGAAGAUGAGCUGUGACUGGUGAAGGCUAUGGGGGUGUGCUGACUCAGCCACCUCUUCUGCCGAGAGUGUCAGGGCAGUCCUUCUGGCCCUGCUCUGCAAUUUGCUCCCUCUUGAUGUGUCUGGAGGGUGGGCAAGGCUGGGGGUGAUGUCGACUCCAACAAGAGCACCUAGACCCAAAGAAACUUCUUUCUGCCCUAGAAACCGGGUUCCUUCAGCUCCCACCCCUCUGCAUGUGUCUACGGUCCCCGCCAAAGGAGGAUGUGGGUGGGUGGGAGGGCUGGGGCAGGGGCCAGACAGAAAUUAUUGGUUUUGUUUUUGACUUUGUUUUUCCUGGUUUCUGAGAAUAAAGGUUUUGUUAUAUCUCCAA